Molecule: messenger RNA, 786 nt
Organism: Priceomyces carsonii
Lineage: Eukaryota; Fungi; Ascomycota; Pichiomycetes; Serinales; Debaryomycetaceae
Product: mitochondrial 37S ribosomal protein mS42
Exons: 1
Coding region: 1-786 (261 amino acids)
Biological process (GO): superoxide metabolic process
Molecular function (GO): superoxide dismutase activity; metal ion binding
Source: RefSeq, a predicted model, not a curated record
AUGUUUAGGAGCCACGUCAGAUGUCUUAAGGACCUAUCGUUAAAGAAGAUUUCGAACAGAUCCUUGCACAGUGUCCCUAUUUUGAAGAAUCAAGACAAGUUUUCAGCGAAUGGAAUUGAGGGCUUGUAUACCGCCAAAGGUUUUCAAUCAGCGUGGUUAGACUACCAAAAGUAUUUGACUCUAAAUUUGAGUUUACAAACUAAUGGAACAGAAAAUGAAGUAAGAACACCAUACCAAAUAUUAUUGAAGACAGCUAAGCAAACUACAGAACAAAAUGUUUAUCAUUUUGCAUCCCAAGCUCAUAACAACCACUUUGUGUUUGAACAGUUGACAAACAAAUCCGAUGCUUUAAAAACAAAGCCUUCUAGAUUCCUUCUUGAGAGAUUAGCAGAUCAGAAUUUUAAAGAUAUCGAAUCGUUUAGAAAUGAGUUUUUAUUGUUGGCAGAUUCCGGUUUUGGGCAAGGUUGGGUCUUUUUGGUUGAACGCGCAGACAAGUCAUUAUCUAUUAUCAGGUGUAAUAAUGACGGUACUCCAUAUUAUUAUGGUAAAAACCAGUCGUUAGAUUUUAAUGGAGGAGCUGACGAAGGAAGUUUUGAAUAUUUGAAUAGCAUUAAAGACCUCGCAGCUAACCAUCACAAAGAUUUUACGUUACCUAUUUUGGGCAUCAGCUACUGGAAUUACGCAUAUAUUGAAGAUUAUGGUAUUACAGGUAAGGCAGAUUACUUGUCAAACUUCUGGGAUUGCAUAAACUGGGAUGUAGUGAAUAAAAGACUAUUCCAAGUGUAA